Oncorhynchus masou masou (cherry salmon) is the source of this 2773-nucleotide messenger RNA. It is a transcript of the gene mcm8, whose product is annotated as minichromosome maintenance 8 homologous recombination repair factor. The record is from RefSeq and is a predicted model, not a curated record. Gene Ontology annotation, biological process: double-strand break repair via homologous recombination. Lineage: Eukaryota; Metazoa; Chordata; Actinopteri; Salmoniformes; Salmonidae. Gene Ontology annotation, molecular function: ATP binding; single-stranded DNA helicase activity; ATP hydrolysis activity. Gene Ontology annotation, cellular component: nucleus; MCM complex.
GCUCCUAUAACAAGUAUGUUAGAAAGGUGUAAGAUGAGUGGAGAGGGUUCUGCUCACAGGUCCUGCAGAGGAGGGCAGAGGGGAGGGGGAUGGAGGGGAGGGGGUUGGAGGGGAAGACCAUGGAGAGGAAACUCACCCCCCAGUGCUCAAAGAGGGUCCUCUCAGUCCCGUGUGUCUCAGACCACCCUGGACAGACUCUCGCCCUAUAAAGGCUGGGCCCUCUACUUCACUGAAGGUUUCAUAGAUAGUUCUCCGUAUGUGGAGAAGAUCAAAGUGUUCGAACAGUACUUCACCUCACAGAUACACCUCUAUGACAAAGAUGAGAUUGAGCGUCAGGGCAGUGUGUUGGUGGACUAUAAGGCUCUUGUUGAGGAUAAGGAGGUGUGUAUGGCUCUUCCGGACCUGUCCAAUCAGCUGAGAGAACAACCAGAGACCACCCUCAACUGUCUGGGCCUCGCCAUACACCAGGUUUUGACGAUGGACUUGGAGAGACACGCUGCAGAGUUACAGGGGGAAGGGCUUUCUGGGGGAGCCACACCCAUCAUUAACAUACCCCACAUCAGCGCCAGGUUGUAUAACUAUGAGCCAUUGACAGCCCUGAGGACGCUGCGUGCGAGUGUGUUUGGUCGGUUGGUGUGUGUGAGGGGGACUGUGGUACGUGUCAGCAACAUCAGACCACUCUGCACACGCUUGGCUUUCACCUGCUCCGGCUGCUCACACACACACACACUCACCCUGCCACACGGCAAGUUCACCACGCCCACCAAGUGUGUGCAGCCACAGUGUCGCAGUCGUUCUUUCGUCCCCAACAGGAGCUCCCCUCUCACCCUCACUGUUGACUGGCAGAAUAUCAAGGUCCAGGAGCUGAUUGGAGGAGAGCAGAGGGAGGCAGGGCGGAUCCCUCGGACGGUGGAAUGUCACCUGACCUCUGACCUCUGUGACAGUGCGGUUCCUGGAGACACCGUUACUAUUACUGGAACAGUCCGAGUCAGCCAAGACGACGGCGGCAGCAGGGGGAAGAAGGAUAAGUGUAUGUUCCUGCUCUACAUUGAGGCCAACUCCGUCAGCAACUCUAAAGGUCAGAAAGUAAAGGAGGCUGGAGGUCAGGGGUCAUCUGGAGGUGAAAGGUCAUCGGGGAUAGAGUUCUCUUUGAAGGAGCUGUACGCCAUCCAGGAAAUACACAGCCAACCUGAUCUACUGAAGCUCAUCGUACACUCCUUGUGUCCAGCCAUCUAUGGCCACCUGCUCGUAAAAGCAGGCCUGUCCUUAGCGUUGUUUGGAGGCAGUCAGAAGCAUGCUGAUGAUAAGAACAGGAUUCCCAUCAGAGGAGACCCUCAUAUACUGGUGGUGGGAGACCCUGGCCUGGGGAAGAGUCAGAUGCUACAGGCGGUGUGUAAUGUGGCUCCCAGGGGGAUCUAUGUGUGUGGUAACACUACCAGUACGUCAGGGCUGACCGUUACUCUGUCCAGAGACGCCGGCUCUGGAGACUACGCACUCGAGGCUGGAGCUCUGGUACUAGGAGACCAAGGGCUGUGCUGUAUAGAUGAGUUUGAUAAGCUGGGCCAUCAGCAACAAGCGUUACUAGAGGCCAUGGAGCAGCAGACCAUCAGUCUGGCUAAGGCUGGUCUGGUGUGUUCCCUACCUGCUAGGACCUCUGUUAUCGCUGCUGCUAACCCUGCUGGAGGACACUACAACAGGGCCAAGACGGUCUCCGAAAACCUCAAGAUGGGCAGUGCCCUCCUUUCGAGGUUUGACGUGGUCUUCCUCCUAUUGGAUGUUCCUGAUGAGUCGCAUGACCGCCGGCUGUCGGAACAUGUCAUGGCCGUCAGGUCAGGGAAGGGAGGGGCUUCAGGUGCCGUGGUUACACGAGGAGAUUACCAUCAAUCACAGAGCUCGCUGCUGGAGCCCUCUGACACACCUCUUUCUGACCGGCUGCAGGUGUGUCCAGGGGAGUGUGUAGACCCCAUCCCCCACUCCCUGCUGAGAAAAUAUGUUGGUUAUGCCCGUCGCUACGUUCAUCCCUCACUCUCUACUGCCGCUGCCCAGACGCUCCAGGACUUCUACCUCUCCCUACGCUCACACACACACCCCGUCGACAGCACACCCAUCACCACACGCCAGCUGGAGUCCCUCAUCCGCCUCACAGAGGCACGGGCAAAGCUGGAGCUCAGAGAGACAGCUACCAAGAGUGAUGCUGAAGACGUAGUGGAGAUCAUGAAACACAGUCUGGCAGAUACCUUCUCUGAUGGUAGUGGAGGUCUGGACUUUGAGCGGUCAGUACUGGGUGUUGGGAUGAGUCAGCGUUCGGCUGCCAAGAGAUUUAUCACUGCGCUCAACACACACGCUCAGCGCACACACACCAUGUUGUAUGACCUCACACAGCUACGCGGCCUGGCCAAGGACCUCAACAUACAGGUUGCAGACUUUGAAGGUUUCAUCAGUUCUCUGAAUGAACAAGGCUACCUGCUGAAGAAAGGACACAGACAGUACCAGCUACAGACUAUAUAACACACAAACAUCAUUUAAAGACCUGCUGUUACAUAAUGCAAUACACAUGUUUUGUAAAGAAUUGGUUGUUUUAUUAGUGAAUUCUUCCAAUACGCAGAUGUAUAUCUGUACAGUACCAGUCAAAAGUUUGGACACCUACUCAUUCCAGGGUCUUUAUUUAUUUUUUACUAUUUUCUACAUUGUAGAAUAAUAGUGAAGACGAUAUCAAAACUAUGAAAUAACAAAUAUGGAACCCUGUAGUAACCAAUAAAGUGUUAAAUCACAA